Molecule: messenger RNA, 3212 nt
Organism: Mobula hypostoma (lesser devil ray)
Lineage: Eukaryota; Metazoa; Chordata; Chondrichthyes; Myliobatiformes; Myliobatidae
Product: gastrula zinc finger protein XlCGF49.1-like
Exons: 1
Coding region: 148-849 (233 amino acids)
Biological process (GO): regulation of transcription by RNA polymerase II
Molecular function (GO): RNA polymerase II cis-regulatory region sequence-specific DNA binding; DNA-binding transcription factor activity, RNA polymerase II-specific
Source: RefSeq, a predicted model, not a curated record
CACUGGGCAAGGACAUUCAUCUGUUCUGUGUGUGAGAAGGGAUCCAAUCGGUCUUCCCACCUGUGGACACCCCAGUCAGUUCACACUGGGCAGAGGCUAUUCAUCUGCUGAAUUUGUGGGGAAGGAUUCAUUCGGUCAUUUGACCUAAUGGCUCACCAGCGAGUGCAUACCGGGAAGCGGACAUUCACCUGCUCAGAUUGUGGGAAGGGAUUCACUAAAUCAUCUCAGCUACUGAAACACCUGUCAGUUCACACUGGGCAGAGGGAUUUCACCUGCUCAGAUUGUGGGAAGAGAUUUCCUCACUCUUCCACCCUACAGAGACACCAGUCAGUUCACACUGGGGAGAGGCCAUUCACCUGCUCAGUCUGUUGCAAUACAUUCACUCAGUCAUCCCACCUACAGAGACACCAGUCAGUUCACACUGGGGAGAGGCCAUUCACCUGCUCAGACUGUGGGAAGAGAUUCACUCAGUCAUCCCACCUACAGAGACACCAGCAAGUUCACAGUGGGGAGAAGCCAUUCACCUGCUCAGACUGUGGGAAGAGAUUCACUCAGUCAUCCGCCCUAUUGGCACACCAGUCAGUUCAUACUGGGGACUGGCCAUUCACCUGCUCAGAAUGUGGAAAGGGAUUCACUCGGUCAUCCGAAGUACUGGCACACCAGUCAGUUCACCGUGGGGAGUGGCCGUUCACCUGCUCAGAAUGUGGAAAGGGAUUCACUCGCUCUUCCACCCUAUUGGCACACCAGCGAGUUCACACUGGGGAGCGGCCGUUCAGCUGCUGUGAAUGUGGGAAGGCAUUCACACGACUGUCUCAUGUACUGAAACACCAGCAAGUUCACACUGUGUAGAGGCCGAUCACAUGCUCAGACUUUGGGAAAGGAUUCUCUCAGCCAUCUCCACCAAAUCUGCAUCAUUGAAUUCACACUGGGAAGAGGCCUGCUGUAAAUGUGGGGAGGGACUCACUCAGUUAUCUAACCUUGUGACAUACUACCGGGUUCACACUGUGGAGGAAGUUUCAAUAAGCUGCAUGCUGGAUAUUUGUCCAUCACUGUUGCUGAAUGCAAUUUCGAGAGUGACUGUUGGUGCUGAACUCUGCAAUUAUUGCUGCUGCUCACCACACCCAGUUCCACAUUUUAAUUCCACAUCCCAUUCCCAUUCUGACAUGUCUAUUCACGGCCUCCUCUACUGUAAAGAUGAAGCCACACUCAGGUUGGAGGAACAACACCUUAUAUUCCGUCUGGGUAGCCUCCAACCUGAUGGCAUGAACAUUGACUUCUCUAACUUCCGCUAGGCCCCACCUCCCCCUCGUACCCCAGCUGUUACUCCUUUUUAUGCACACAUUCUUUCUCUCACUCUCCUUUUUCUCCCUCUGUCCCUCUGAAUAUACCUCUUGCCCAUCCUCUGGGUCACCCCCCCCCCGUCUUUCUCCCUAGGCCUCCUGUCCCAUGAUCCUCUCGUAUCCCCUUUUGCCUAUCACCUGUCCAGCUCUCGGCUCUAUCCCUCCCCCUCCUGUCUUCUCCUAUCAUUUUGCAUCUCGCCCUCCCCCUCCAGCUUUCAAAUCCCUUACUCACUCUUCCUUCAGUUAGUCCUGACGAAGGGUCUCGGCCUGAAACGUCGUCUGCAAUUAUUGCUGCUGCUCACCACACCCAGUUCUGCACCCUGGUCACUGAGCAUGGGAGGAGUUUCUUCUGCUGCAUAUUCACCUUUCAUAGGACUGGAGUUUAAUAUUCUGGAUCUGAGACAAAUAAAUCAGUUCUAUUUUAAACUCUGUCUUUGGUACUUAGUGAAUUAAUAACACACCUAGUGUACAGUAGAGAGUCAACUCAGGCUGGCUGGACCCUGCCAGUGAUUUUGUUCCAUGGCAGUCCAUUUAAAUCUCCCCCUGUUGGUCAUCUCUCACUCUCCCUGCGGUGAUUUGUUCCAAACAGUCACUAUUCUGUGGGUGAAGAGGUUUCCCUUGAAUCUUCUGCAGACUGAAGAAGUUGAGCUGACUGCAGUUCUGUCUAAGAUAAUCUUCACCCUCAAAUCUCUGGGCUGAGGAAGAAUGACAUUGGUAGUUAACCUCCUUAUUCACGGCACGUUUGCACAUUAUGGGUCAUUUCCCCUAAAGACUGAAAGCAGAAUAGAAAACCAUUAGUUGGAUGUUCAACAAUGCAGGGUCAGAAACCAGAGGCGGGUAUACACAGGGCAGAGUUUGGGGCUCUGGACGAUAGUUGGGGUAAGAACGUAUGAUGAGGAGAAGGGAAUCAGCAGCGGGGCAUGGCAGCGAACAACAGAGUAGCAACAUUUGGAAGCUGAUUGACUGAGAAAAUAUUUUGAAACAAUACCUGUUGUGAAGUGCUCCAUUGGUCAAGAAAAAUGUGUGUGUUGUGAAUGGUUUUAUCUAUUGAGGGAGUUGUUCCUGCUUGUUUAUCCUGUAAUAUUAUAUGUGGAUAGUUAUUAUGGAUUGUCCUAUCUGAAAUAAUAUACUGAUUAUCAUAUAAUUUGUAAGAUUUUGACUAAAACUGGAUCAAGCUUGAAUUUAUGUGCCUUUAUGAAGUGAUGGAGGGCAUUCAUGAGUUUGUAUUUUAAAGAAAGAUUUUGGUGAAUGAUAUUUGCCACUUGAUUGUACCUUUGUAAGUAAUCAGAUUGAGUUAAACUGAUGCAGGAUCCUGGAAUGUAUUGGAUUGUGUCUGGUUUCUCUUGGCAUUUUCUGCACUUACUGCCUUGUUUGUUUGUAUUUCAUGUAUUUUCAUUUUUUUUUUCCUUUUGUUAACCGCCUUGUCCUGUAUUUCUGCAAGGAACCCCUCUGUUUCUGGGAAGAGUUCUUCAACUCUCAGUCAGGUGCUCGAUGCUUCCUUGUCACCGUCUCGUCUGCUCAGAUCGUUGAGAUGCCUCCCAUGGAGGGUCAUACUCAUUCCACUGGUUAAUGUUUUCUUCCAUAGUGAUGAUUCAUUUUUCUGAGUUGGUCUCGCAUUGAAGUUUUCUGGUUUGUAUUACUUAUCAUGAUUACAUAUACACACAUGGAGUGUUGAAUCCUGUUCAUUUUUGAUGAAAAUAUAUACUUAGAAUUUUUAUCUGACUGUUGUGUGAUUUUUUUUCAUGUGUUAUUUCUCUUCCUCCUUCUAUCCAAGGUAGUGUUAAUCUAAGUGGGUUUGAGUGUAAAUAGUUCUUAUUUAUCUUUGUAAAUGUUACUGAUUGAAAUGGGUCCGAGAUAUUUUUAUUUUAAAAA